AGAACCAAGCCCUUGUGGUUUUGGGUUUUAAACAGAUGGGGUAAAGAUUCAACGGAUAUGCCGCUCUCAUUUUAGGGUUCCUUCGAUCGAUCGAAUGGUGCGCCAGUGCGAGCACUGCGGGGAGAGGCGCCAGGCGCUGCGACGGCCAAAGACUGGACACAAGGUUUGCCGAGAAUGCUUCUUUCAAUUGCUCGAGGAUGAAGUUCACGAGACGAUCACGCAAAAUCAGCUGUUCAAGAAGGGGGAGAGGGUCGCAAUCGCAGCUUCUGGCGGCAAAGAUUCUACUGUGCUUGCGCACAUUCUCUCGGAGCUUAAUACGAGGCACGACUAUGGACUGGAUCUCUUCUUGUUGUCCAUCGACGAGGGAAUUUCCGGGUAUCGGGAUGACUCCCUCGAGACUGUCAAGCGAAACGAAGUCCAGUAUGGCAUUCCUCUGAAGGUCUUGUCCUACAAAGAGCUUUACGGGUGGACCAUGGAUGAAAUCGUCAAAGAGAUUGGACGCAAGAACAACUGCACCUUCUGCGGUGUAUUCCGGCGACAGGCCUUGGACAGAGGAGCGGCUCUGAUGAAGGCUGACAAAAUGGCAACCGGGCACAACGCGGAUGAUAUGGCUGAGACAAUUUUGCUCAAUCUGUUACGAGGCGACAUUGCUCGCUUAAGUCGAUGUACCGCUAUAAUGACAGGUGAAGAGGGUGCAUUACCACGGUGCAAGCCUUUCAAGUACACAUACGAGAAAGAGAUCGUCAUGUAUGCGUACUUCAAGAAGCUUGACUAUUUCUCUACAGAAUGUAUUUACUCGCCGAACGCCUACCGAGGGUAUGCCCGAGACUUUAUCAAGGACUUGGAGGCUAUCAGACCUCGGGCGAUAGUUGACAUAAUUAAGUCUGGAGAGGACUUUAGAAUUUCAUCCACUGCUAGGAUGCCAGUCCAAGGCGUUUGCUCUCGGUGUGGAUACAUUUCUAGCCAGAAACUAUGCAAGGCAUGUGUACUGCUCGAUGGUUUAAAUCGCGGACUUCCAAGGCUGGGCAUUAGCAGAACUCGAGGCAUCAAGAGUACAAAGGGCGUCGCAGACAUUGACGAGAAAUCAACGGUGGCGGAGGCUGGUGGCAACGGAUUUUCCAAAAAACUAAGCCUGGAAUUCUGAGAGUCAUGUGACGGGAGUGCAAACUAGUGAAAACUAAGAAGAAGAAGAUGAAGAAGCACGACGCAGCUUUGAUCGUCCGGAUCGAAAUCGAUGACAAACCAAUCUAGAGACGUGAUCCUCGCAUCCAAAAUGACGAUGAUGAAAUCAAACGGACAGAGCCGAGAGGAAGCUAGGAUUGAAUCGUAUCGUCCUAGAGUUCAUCAUCAAGCACACCAGGAAAAAAGGAGAGAAAAAAAACGAUCUUGUGAAAGUCCUUUGGCGAUGGUGGCGAUGGUGGCCAGCGAUUGACGAAGAUGGGCGAAGGAAAAAUGGCGUCGGGGGUUCGAAUCCCAGUCGCGAGAGAAAGUAUGCUAUUUUAAUAUUUUCAGUGUGUAGAGUGAA
Molecule: messenger RNA, 1525 nt
Organism: Selaginella moellendorffii
Lineage: Eukaryota; Viridiplantae; Streptophyta; Lycopodiopsida; Selaginellales; Selaginellaceae
Product: cytoplasmic tRNA 2-thiolation protein 1
Exons: 10
Coding region: 95-1144 (349 amino acids)
Biological process (GO): tRNA wobble position uridine thiolation
Cellular component (GO): mitochondrion; cytosolic tRNA wobble base thiouridylase complex
Molecular function (GO): tRNA binding
Source: RefSeq, a predicted model, not a curated record